AUGCUUCAAUCUCCAUCUUUGGUUCAAAUUAUCAACAAAUCGAUUGCUUAUAAAAACCUUGGAGAUGCUCUUCUUCCAGUCAACAAUAAUGCUGAAUUCAUGAGCUCUUCAAAUGCUGUAACAGUUACAGUUUGUGGACAAAAUGAUGAUGAACCAGUUGCUUUUGGAUCAAUCGUAAGAUGCAGUGAAAGACAAGCAUACGUCAUGUUGGGUGAAGUUGCUGAAGAAUAUGCUGACAAAUCAGUUUGGGUUGAGAAAGUUGAGAAUGGAGAAAAAUUGCACCAUGUUUUCAAGGUAAGAUUCUCAAAUUAAAAUUCUUCCCCCCAGGUAAAUAUUUUUUUCUAGAUCACAAAAUCCGUCCCACUCAUCGAUUAUUCUGGAGAAACUCACUUCGAACAAACUUUCGGAAACAGAGAUGAAAAGUAACUUAAAAUCAAAAACUGAAUAUGAAAAUUGAAAUUUUAAAAUUUUUCAGACCAGUUCAUCUUCACGUUCUUGACAGUUUGAUUGACAACACAGUUGGAUUGGAAUCCUUAGAUGUUAUGAAGAAUGUUACUGUUGAUUUUGAAAAGUUAGUUUUUUAUAUCACUAUGACAAGAGCUUUCCAGGAAACUUAUUCAUAAACAAAUUUUUUUAGCAACUCGAACCUUGAUUCAUGGAGAGAUACUGUUGGAUUUGUUGUCAGCGACAAGUUCUGCUAUGAAAAAAUAACUGUAAACCGCUUUGAACUGUUAUCCUUGGCUGAUUCAGAGAGCAAUGUAGCAGUUGAAAAUGUCGAAAAACUUGAGACAAUUCUUGAUUAUGAUGGUGAAGUUUCAAUGUUCCAACGUGAUGAAUUUUUGACAACUUUGUACUCAACAAGCGGGGUAAGAAAUUGAAUUUUUUCCAAAAUUGAGACCGAUUUUCAGGAAAAAAAGUUUUUUUUCAGAUCUCUUGCAAAGUUGCUAGAAUUGAAGGAAAUGUGGUUGGUUAUAUUGCCAAUACUUCAAGCAAUAUUCUCCAAUGUUAUGGAGAAACUGAAGAAGUUCAAAGAGCUCUUUUUGCCGCCGCAGCUGAAACUAUGAAUCCACAAGUCACCCUCUAUGUUAGAAAAAAUGCCAACGCAACAAUCGAAAAGCUCUCGGAAAAUGCAUUGACUCAUUCAAACAUCACUCGUCUGAACACUCGUGUCGUAGUCAACACAAUUAAAUGGCCAAAAAUCGGAGCUUUGAACAUGGGACUUCAUAUGUUCUAA
Molecule: messenger RNA, 1234 nt
Organism: Caenorhabditis angaria
Lineage: Eukaryota; Metazoa; Nematoda; Chromadorea; Rhabditida; Rhabditidae
Source: the annotation of a GenBank genome assembly